ACAAAACCUGUUUUGGGAACACAACAAAAUUAACAGUCAAUAGAUUUUAACAAAUUCGUCCUUCCAUUAACCAAACAUGUCCAAGGGUACGGGACCACUGUCGACUUUGUAUAAUUCCAUUAUUAAUAACGUUGGAAAGGUGGUUCCAGCGCCACUGACACCAUUAUGGGAAUCACCAGCAGGUCCAAAAACUGUCUUUUUUUGGGCACCUUUGUUCAAAUGGGGCCUUGUGGCGGCUGGAUUUAGUGAUGUUUUGAAUCGACCGCCACAGAACAUUUCGUUGAAUCAGUGUGCGGUUAUAGCCACCACUGGCCUGCUAUGGUCCCGUUACUCUGUGGUCAUUGUGCCCAAGAACUAUAGCCUUUUAUCAGUCAACGUUGUGGUAUUUCUAACCCAAGGAUUUUUGGUAUACAAGGCAUUGAAAUGGCGCCGAGAAAAUGCAUCGAAGGCGGAGUACAAACAUCCAUAUUUUCCGUCACCCAUGGAAGACGAAUGGUAGAACAUUAUAUAUAAUAUUUACAGUUAAAAUCAAGUAAAAAAUAUAGCAGAACUGUUAAUAAAUCGCUUGAAACGGAA
Scaptodrosophila lebanonensis is the source of this 576-nucleotide messenger RNA. RefSeq names its product mitochondrial pyruvate carrier 2-like. Gene Ontology annotation, cellular component: mitochondrial inner membrane. NCBI's taxonomy places the organism in Eukaryota, Metazoa, Arthropoda, Insecta, Diptera, Drosophilidae. Gene Ontology annotation, biological process: pyruvate import into mitochondria. Gene Ontology annotation, molecular function: pyruvate transmembrane transporter activity. The record is from RefSeq and is a predicted model, not a curated record. The transcript is spliced from 2 exons. Bases 77 to 499 code for a protein of 140 amino acids.